AAAAUAAAAAUAAAAAGAGAAAAUAAUAAAGGAAAAAAAGCCUACAAAAAAUAAAUUCAGGAAUAACUUUCAUUAAAAACGAAUUAUAUAUUAUUUUAUGAAGACAUGUAUUCCUUUAUUUAUUUUCUUAUUAGAACAUUUAUUUAUUUAUUUAUUAUUUUUGCAGGUUUUGUCCUCCAUAGACUGACACACACACUGCUCUCUAUGCUCGUGCAUCUAGAGGUCACCCAUAUGAAACCCCAUGCCGCCCUCUACUGGACAACCUUGACUAUAGCAUCCCAUUUACUACAAACGCACCCAUUUAAGGUGAUCUGGUUGGCUGUGGUGGAGCUAUGACAUCAUGAGGUAUGGGAGCCAAUAGAGUGCCGAAGUUAUGACGUCACUUUGUAGGCCAAAACGGAAGUUAGCGGCGCAUGGGUUCCCUCGAUCGAAAAACUAUGCAUUUUCCCCAUAGACUUUUGGAAAAUCGCAAAAAAUAACAUCUGUGUUCAACAAAGAGUUGUGACCCUUACACGUUUUGUCUAUGAAGAUAAUAUUUACAAGUUAAUCCAAAAUGUAUACAUUUUGAAGCCUAAAUAAAGCCGUCAGAUAUAAAAUGCUAACGGUAGGCUAUAAACGGACUACAGCACACCAUGGUCGCGGAUCAACGUCAUCAUCAAGCUUCCUCAAACUUUAUUGAAAAAACACGCUCGCUCAUUAUGAUCUGCGCUGUGUAUGAACACUUAUCCACUUUUUCAUGAGAAAUAUUGCCCAUUCGUUUUUUCCAAAAAUGUUAGAAUCUAACUUUGUUUAUGCGUGCUUCUCUGAGAUUUUUUUUUUUUUUUAUAUUUUGUUAAUGUUUUAUUUAUUCGUUUAUUAUUUUGUUAGUUUAUAUAAACCUUAAUAUUAUUUUCUUUGUGAUUAAGAUUAUUAUGCCUUGAUCAUUGUGCCCCAAAUAAACUUUAAAGAUUAUCUUUCACUGUAUUAUGUUUGAUUGUAUGUUUGCAUACCAUUUGCUAAUUCGCCAGAAAAAACCCCGCGAUUUUACCAUCUCAUAAGCACUAACGUGAGGCUGUUCGUCAUGAUGACGUCUAAAGUCCCCGCCAAAGGAUGUAGUCCCUUUUAGCAACUUGUUAGCAAUCACCGUUUUUAAGACACAAUAAAGUUUAAAAAACACAAGCAGGUUAUAACUGGUGUGUUUUAUUUCAUAGAUCAAAACGUGAAAAUAUUUAGAGGCUUUGUUAACCACAGACCUUAUUUCAGGCGAUUUAGCAAAAACCCAUUCAAAAAACCUAUAGACUUUAGGGCGAGGGAACCGGAAGUGCUAAAAUGCUAACUCACGUCCGCGUUUUGGCCUACAAAGUGACGUCAUAACUUCGGCACUCUAUAGUGAUCAUCUGAGAAAGUGAAAGUAACUGAGAAUAGCGAAAGAGGAAGUGAACAUAAAAUAUACGACACAGAAAAGUUGUACUUUUGAUCAACGAAUCCUACAGAGAGCUGAAAUGUGAGCAUUCUUGAUGAGGCCUACACUGAUUUCAGCGGGUGUUGGCUAAUGGAGAACUGAUCAAAAUACAACGAUAUACUGAACAAUGGCGUCACUCCGUCUCCACAGACGGCGCAGGAGCAUCGAAAAACCUCCUGAUUUAGCUGAUGUUAUUCAUCUCAAAAAAAAUUUUUUUGAACUCUAUGAGACGGAUUACCUUCAACUCCAGCUGUGCAUAUCUAAACUGCAAAAUAUCAUCAAAACAUUUGAAGAAGAUUUCAGACGUGCUACUAAAGGCACUAGAGAUGGAGGACUGAUGGGAAUAGCUGGAGGGGCCUUCGCGUUUGCGGGACUUGCUUUAGCCCCAUUUACUGCAGGGCGUGGGUCUCUUGUUGCGGGGGUAGCUGCAGGUGUUGGUGCAGUUGUAGGGGUAGGGGGAGCAAUUAAAGGUGGAAUCAGCAGCUCUGAGAAAACAAAACAGAUGACACAAAUAAGAAAAGACAUUGAAGCUGAACUGAAGACAUUUCAGAAUAAAAUCUCCCGUAUCACUGACAAGCUAAAAGACAUUCAUCUGCGUAUUGAGAAAAUACUGGAAGACUUUAAUGAACUAGAGAGCGAUGCCAAUUAUUUUAGUAGAUAUUUUGCCUCCGCCAGUCAAAACCGCAACAUACGGAGAGAAGACAUUGUUCAAGUGGCUAACCAGAUUAAGGGAAUUCUACUUUCGAUUGGAACCGUACAAAACAUUAUCAGUGCAGUUAACCUUGUGAUUGACAUGCUCUCAAUUAUAGAAAAUACCAAGACACUCAAUGACAUGGACAAGCUUGCAAAAAUACCCAUAGAUGAACAAAUAAAUGAACUUGAUAUCCGGUCUAAAGCCGGGAAAUUCAUUGUUAAAAUGAGGAAAGUAAUUCAUGAGUUACAGAACAUCAUGAAAGAACUUGAGGAAAUCAAAGAGAAACUAUCAGAUUAUUAGGGUACAACCUGACAAACAAAACCAUAUGAACGGCUGAGAGACAACUUACUCGAUCCUCUUGACAGAAGACAACAGCCCUAUAGCGACGACAUCUCAUUGCAUUGAACUUUGCAUUGAACUUUACUUUGUCCUACAACGAUUAAUGUUAGCAUUGUAAAAAGAUAGAUUUAAAUAUGAUAUAGCUGUCACUAAGUAUCACUUAAAGGGAUUAUUUGCUAAAGGAAAUGUAUACAAUAUUUUUGACAUGCAGAAAUUCAAGUGUACAUUGCUUUAGCGCUGCAUUACCCAUCAACAGAAGCAGAUGUUUUGUUGUUGUUCUGUGGAUAUGCUUUAUAUUAAUAUUUUUCACUUAUUCACAAGUGUGUGUUCCCAAAUACAAAAUGCACAAACACAAAUGUAAACGUCCCAUUUUCAGGACACUGUAUUUUUAAGCUAAUUUGGUAAAAAUCCAAAUAAGUUUACAGAUCUUUAUUGUAAAGGGUUUAAACAAUGUUUUACAUGCUUGUUCAAUAAACCAUAUACAAUUAAUGAACAUACACUUGUGGAAUGGUCGUUAAGACACUAACAGCUUACAGACGGUAGACAAUAAAGGUCACAGUUAUAUAAACUUAGGA
Xyrauchen texanus (razorback sucker) is the source of this 3049-nucleotide messenger RNA. RefSeq names its product apolipoprotein L3-like. Bases 1569 to 2435 code for a protein of 288 amino acids. Gene Ontology annotation, molecular function: lipid binding. The transcript has 4 exons. Lineage: Eukaryota; Metazoa; Chordata; Actinopteri; Cypriniformes; Catostomidae. The record is from RefSeq and is a predicted model, not a curated record. Gene Ontology annotation, biological process: lipid transport; lipoprotein metabolic process. Gene Ontology annotation, cellular component: extracellular region; membrane.